AAAUCCCACACACAUUGGGUCAUCCAUCCGAGCACAGAGAUGGAUAACAAAACUCAAAUGAGAAAGGACAUAUUAAUUUAUAAUACUAAGACUAGUAGGAAGUUGUAUAGUAUUAGACAAUCGGCAUAGCAUAGCAUAGCAAAAUGUCCAUAGCCUUCUCUCAGCAGAGCUUGCUAAUCAACGCUCUCACUCCAUCCCACAAACCCAACAACAACAAGAACCUGAUUCCUCUGAAUUCCAUACCUAUCUCAUGUGGCUACCAAUCAGAUCACCCUAAAAAUUCCUUAAAAAAUGAGAACCCCUUGGCAAAACUGGCAAUAGUAACAUUGGCAGCUGGGGUUUUGACACUGGGAUCAGUUGACCCUGCAUCAGCCGCCAAGACAGGCGGCCGAGUCGGUGGUCAGGCCUUCCGUUCAUCGGCUCCUCCACUCUCCUCACCUAGAAUCAAUAAUUCAAGGACCAAUGUUUAUAUCAAUCCACCAGUUGCACCACCCCUAGUUGGUGGAUACGGGUAUGGAUUUGGUGUACCAUUUUAUGGAGGAUGGGGUUGGUCACCAUUUUCAUUCUUUGCCCCGGGUCCCAGUGUUGCUGUUGGCAUUGGAGGUGGAUUUGAUCUCUUGGUUCUGUUCAUAUUUCUUGGUGCUGCUUCUGCUGUCAUCAGGAGAUUCUUUGGAUCCAGAGAAGAAGAUGAUGAUUACUAGUAGUGUAAAUUAAACUUGUUUAUAAAUGUAUCAAGUACUAAGGUAGUUUUGCUCAGGAGGCUACAUAUUAAACAUCCUCGGCUAGACAUAGCAUCAAACAACAAAACGUUGUAAUUAUUUGUAUUUCAGAAAAAACAUGCAGCUAUUAUGCACACAUUUCAGUAAGUGAAUAUGGUAUAAGCUAUCAAAAUGAGCACUUGCAAUUUCCUCUGA
This is a messenger RNA of Camellia sinensis, 914 nucleotides long. RefSeq lists its product as uncharacterized. NCBI's taxonomy places the organism in Eukaryota, Viridiplantae, Streptophyta, Magnoliopsida, Ericales, Theaceae. The record is from RefSeq and is a predicted model, not a curated record.